GGUCAAACUCUUCGAUUUCAAUGCUGUGCGGAGCGAGGAAAAGGUUUCUACCAUGGCAUCCAAGCAAUUGCACCAUUCUUCUUAGCAUUUCUUCUACUUCUUGGAUAGUUCUACCUCGGACUUGGACUUGAUUGUUCAACAAUAAUUGCAACAUGGCCGCUCCACAGACAGAGUCCCACGGCGUGCUGGCAGACGAGACCGGCAGCAACCACAACUCUCUCGUCUCGUCACCCGACAAAGCCAAUGGCGUCCAAAUCGUGACCUUUGACGGACCUUCCGACAAGAGGAAUCCUUACAACUGGAGCGAAACGAAGAAAUGGCUGGUAGCAGGGAUGGCUAUGCUAGGAACUCUCACAUUGACUCUAAACGGAACCUCCAUCACCAUUGCGGCAGAUCAAAUAGCCGAGCAGUUCCAUAUCGCGGACACGGCGACGUUCACACAUACAUACUGGACCACCACGAGUUGGACGCUCGGAGGAGCGGUAUUCAUCAUUGUUGGACUGCCAUUGAUGGAGGAUAUCGGAGUUCAAGCCGGAUUUCUGACCUCGUACAUUCUAUUCCUACUGUUCGUCAUACCACAAGCGGUGGCGACCAACUAUGCCACUCUUGUCGUGUCAAGAUUCUUCUCAGGAGGACUGGUCGCUCUGUGUGCCAACACCAUCUCGAGUAUCAUUCCUGAUCUGUGGGCUACAGACAAAGCUCGCAGUUUUCCAGUCAGCAUCUACAUCGUCUGCUACCUCGUCGGCUCCACCCUCGGACCCGUCCUCUUCGCCGGCGUAGUCCAAGCCACCAAUUCCUUCCGCUGGAUCUUCUACAUCCAACUCAUCCUCUACGGCACCCUCCUCCCCUUCUACAUCCUCAUCCUCCGCGAAACCCGCCCCAACAUCAUCCUCCGCCGCAUCGCCUCCCGUCUCCAAAAGUCCUCCCCCCCUUCAACAUCCCAAACCUUCACAACAGCAGACGACCUCUCCUCCCCCGGUCUCAUCCCUCACCUCUUGACAUCCAUCCGCCGCCCGAUGUACCUCCUCUUCACGGAACCCGUCCUCGCCGCAUCAACCCUCUGGUCCGCCUUUGCCUUCGGCACCGUCUUCGUCUUCACCCAGUCCGUCGAACAAGUCUUCCAGUCUCUCUACGGCUGGUCCGCUUACACCUGCGGCUACAUCCAAGGCGCCGUCGUCAUCGGCGAGCUCCUCGGCUGGCUCGUCUCCCUCCCAUCAAUACGCAUCUACCUCGCCUCCGCCUCCCGCAACACCGAAAGUCCCGGCACCCCCAUCCCCGAAGCGCGACUCUACGUCUCCGUCGCGGGCUCCUUCAUCGGCAUCACCGGCGGCAUGUUCGUCUACGCCUGGACCUCCUCCCCUUUCCUCCCCUGGAUCGCACCCGCCACGGGCCUCCUAAUGGUCGGCUUCGGAAUCCAAGUCGUCGUGUCCGCCGUCGCCGACUACGUCACCGACGCAUACGCGGAGUCCGGGUACGCGGGCUCCGCCAUCAGCGCCGUCGCGGCGGGGGAGAAUGUCAUCGCGGGAUUGCUGCCGCUGGCGACGCAGAGCAUGUAUACGAAUUUAGGGUUUCGGUGGGCGAGUACGUUGAUUGGAUUUUUGGCGCUGGGGGUGACUUUUGCGCCGGUGGUGUUUAUUUGGAAGGGACGGACACUGAGGGAGAGGAGUCCGUUUAUGAAGAGUGCGGGGAAGAGAGGGGGUGUUGCUGUUGAGGAAAAGGGGGGAGAAGAGGAUGAGGUGAAAAGUUGA
Messenger RNA from Zymoseptoria tritici IPO323, 1748 nucleotides. RefSeq lists its product as uncharacterized. Lineage: Eukaryota; Fungi; Ascomycota; Dothideomycetes; Mycosphaerellales; Mycosphaerellaceae. The transcript has 2 exons. Gene Ontology annotation, biological process: transmembrane transport. The record is from RefSeq and is a predicted model, not a curated record. The coding region runs from base 153 to 1748 and encodes 531 amino acids. Gene Ontology annotation, molecular function: transmembrane transporter activity.